This is a messenger RNA of Sphaeroforma arctica JP610, 655 nucleotides long. RefSeq lists its product as hypothetical. Gene Ontology annotation, molecular function: ATP binding; ATP hydrolysis activity. Gene Ontology annotation, cellular component: cytoplasm. Lineage: Eukaryota; Ichthyosporea; Ichthyophonida. The record is from RefSeq and is a predicted model, not a curated record. The transcript is spliced from 4 exons. The annotation marks the transcript as partial.
GUUACCGAUAUUAUCGAUGGACACGAAAGAACUAAUUCUCCGCAAACGAUUCCCGAUGAUCGAUGCCGAAACCAUGGAGUCUUUAGUAACAAUAUCCAGUCGAUUGCAGCAAACAGCAACGGACUCGCGCGAUGUCAAAGCGAAUGAUCUGAAACUGUCCAUGCGACAGCUCGUGCGUAUUGCCAGACACGCCGAACAGUUCCCGAAUGACUUGAGAGAAGUUGUGGAACGUACCGCUUUGUCCCGCUUUCUGCCCACGGCCAUUCGAGACGCUUUGGAUGACACGUUGACACUCGCAGGUGUCAGCGAACCGAUUUCAACCAUCAAUGAAUACACACCGUUGAAAAUUGAAUACGAUUCUGAACUUCAGACUGGCGUGAAAACGCACGUGCGCAUUGGCGAGGAUGUAAGACACCCCGUUGCCAUGCCAACCAGCCCACACCUGGUCCCUCAUGUCGUGUUUUUUGACAUCCCAAGCCAUCUGCGUAUCAUUCGCGAUAUUGUUAAGGACUUUGCAAUCGGGAAUCGACACGUGCUGCUCAUAGGCAACCAAGGCACCGGCAAGAAUAAAGUCACGGAUAGGCUGCUCGAGGUGUUGGCGUUGGAGAGAGAGUACAUCCAGCUGCACAGAGACACCACCAUCCCACUCCCUCAC